Molecule: messenger RNA, 1224 nt
Organism: Zychaea mexicana
Lineage: Eukaryota; Fungi; Mucoromycota; Mucoromycetes; Mucorales; Lichtheimiaceae
Product: FtsJ-like methyltransferase-domain-containing protein
Exons: 8
Coding region: 1-1224 (407 amino acids)
Biological process (GO): RNA methylation
Cellular component (GO): cytosol
Molecular function (GO): methyltransferase activity; NAD binding; hydroxypyruvate reductase [NAD(P)H] activity
Source: RefSeq, a predicted model, not a curated record
AUGAGUGUCGGCUUUGACCAUGUGGAUGUGGCUGCACUUCGCGAACGUAACAUUCCUCUCGGUUACACUCCGGAUGUAUUGACGGAUGCGACGGCCGAUCUGACUGUCUUGUUGACCUUGGCUGCUGCACGUCGCAUGAAGGAAGGCAUGAGCGCUGCUGCUAACGGAGAGUGGGGAGCAUGGCGACCUACUUGGUUGUGUGGAUCACAGUUUACGGGCAAGACACUCGGAGUUAUCGGCAUGGGACGUAUUGGAGAAGCUGUUGCACAUCGCCUUAAACCUUUUGGCGUGUCUCGCAUUCUGUAUUGGGGCCGUCGUGAAAAGCCAGAGUUGCAAGGACGCUUGCCUGGCGCCGAGUUCAAGGCAUCGUUGGAUGAUGUGCUUGCCGAGGCGGAUUAUGUUGUCGUUUUUGUAAACACUGCGCGUGGUGGCAUUGUCCAGCAAGAUGAUCUGACGCGUGCUUUGGAAGAAAACUUGAUCGCUUCCGCCGGUCUGGACGUAACAACGCCAGAACCACUUUCACCAGAUCACAAACUCUACAAGUUGCCCAAUUGUGUGAUUGUACCACAUAUUGGUAAUGCGACGUUUGAAACACGCGAACGUAUGGCCGCAAUGUGUGUUGAGAAUGUUUAUGCAGCCUUGAACAACCAGAAUAUGCCAUACAAAUUCGCGUUUAAACUGAUACAACUUGAUCAAAAAUACAAACUGCUACGAAAGGGCUACACAGUGAUCGAUUGUGGCGCGGCGCCCGGUGGAUGGACUCAAUAUGCAGCAGAAAAGGUGAAAAAGGACGGAUGUGUCAUUGGCAUUGACCUGCUACCCAUGGAUCCUGUACCGAACGCACACAUCAUUAAAGGCGAUUUCAUGCGACCGGUUGUACGAAGAAAGAUUUUAGAGUUAAUCGAGGAGCGGCCAGUGGAUCUGGUAUGCUCCGAUAUGGCACCAAGCUUUUCUGGAAAUCAUAUGGCGGAUCAUGCUCGUUCUAUUGAAUUAUGUGAGGCCGUGCUGGCAUUCGCACAAACCGUGUUGGCUCCCAAUGGCUCUUUUGUUGCCAAGGUUCUAAUGGGGGGCGAUUGGGUCGAGUUUCGUCAAAAGUUGCGAUCCCAAUUUACCAAAGUCAAGCAAGAAAAACCCCAUGCAAGUAGAAAACAAAGUACAGAGAUAUUUCUAGUAGCAACCGGAUUUAAGAUAGAUCAAGAUAAUAGUAGUAGUAGUAGUACAUAG